CUCCGCCCCUGGGCCGAUAAAUACGUAUAGCCAUAAAGGAAGCAACCACGCGUUGUGGCAUUUGAAAAUAAAGACUCGGAAUCAAGUCAUUGAAAUCAAGAUCCUUAUAGACGUGCACAUAUGGCAGAGCGGUCAAGUGAGGUAGCUGUUGCUGGAAUGACAAGAGAGGAAAAAGUCCAGGAUGAGAUAGAUGAGGCCGAGCUCGAGAAGAUAAUAAACGAUUCACCAGGAGCAAGUGAAGCGAUUAAGCAGAUUAAGGAUGGAUUCAAACAGUUCAAGACCAAUGAAUUCGACAAGUUUCCAGACUAUUACACUAAACUAGCCGAGGGACAGAACCCAAAGUUUCUGGUGUUUACAUGCUCAGAUUCACGAGUAUGUCCAUCUAAUAUCCUAAGCUUUCGGCCAGGUGAAGCCUUCAUGGCCCGGAACAUUGCUAACUUGGUUCCUCCUUUCAACCAGGUUAGGUAUUCUGGAGUUGGAGCUGUCAUUGAAUAUGCAGUUGCAGAACUCAAGUACAGUCGAUGUGGGGGAAUAAAGGCUCUAAUGUCUCUUCCUGAGGAUGGAACAACUUCUUAUGACUUCAUUCAUGAUUGGGUUAAAAUCGGUUUGCCUGCCAAAGCCAAGGUGAAGGCUGAGUUUGGGAAUUUAUCAGAUGAGGAACAGCGUGCCAUUUGUGAAAGGGAGUCUGUGAACUUGUCUCUGGAAAACCUACUUACUUAUCCAUAUGUGCGAGAUGGGUUGGCGAACAAAACUUUGCUACUUAUGGGUGGAUACUACGAUUUUGUCAAGGGGACUUUUUCCCUCUGGGGGCACAAUUUCGGCAUCAAACCCUUUAUCUUUGUUUGA
This is a messenger RNA of Ilex paraguariensis (yerba mate), 846 nucleotides long. Lineage: Eukaryota; Viridiplantae; Streptophyta; Magnoliopsida; Aquifoliales; Aquifoliaceae. The record is from the annotation of a GenBank genome assembly.